CUAUUCCAACUAUCAAGACUUCAAUACAUUUAACUGUGGUCAUUUAUGUCUUGAAUUCUUGCAAUGCAUGAAUCUAUUACAUUAAAUCUAACUGGAAAUUCAACUGUAUUGUCGGUAAAUUAUUUUCCAUCUCUAAACGUUUACGAGGAUUCAGAAAUAGCUUUGUUAUCUUUGCAAACGUGCAAUUCAUUUCCAAAUAUUAUAAAUCCAACUAAUAACCGGCUGAGAAUAAAAUCAAUUCCUCCAGAUAGAAUAGCAAAAAUUCAAUUUUUUGUACCAGCCGAAUGCCGUGACAUAGAAGAUAUUAACAAAUAUAUGGUAGAAGAGUUAUCUCAAGUUAAUAAAGUCUACGGAACAAAGCUGACAUUCAGUGUACGUAUUGAUCCUGUCGAUUUUAGAACGUAUAUAAAAUGUAAUGGAAUACUAAACUUUGAGCAUCCGUAUAGUAUAGCACCUGUUUUUGGGUAUAGAAAGAAAGUUUGUGGACCGUUUCAUGAAGAACAUCGAUCGGAUAAAGCUGCAAAUUUAAACACAAUUAAUUCUAUAAAAGUAAUGUGUAAUAUAGCACAUGGGUCAUUCAACAACCAACUUCAAAACCAUUCGAUAUAUGAGUUUUUCCCAAGUGGGAGAAGAGGAACAAAGGUUGUUCAAUCUCCGGUAAACCUUAUAUAUUACAGAUUAAACAAAACAGAUAUUAAUUCAAUUACUGUUCAGUUAGUUGACCAAAACAAUAAUCCAAUUGACAAUUUUAACGAAACGUUAACAGUUGUUCUGCAUAUUAAACGUCACGGAUCUCAUCAUUAAAUUUAUAUCUUAGAUUUUGUAAUGUAUGAGUCAGUUACUUUAAGUUUAACUGGGAAUGCUACCAUAUUAUCUGUAAAUUAUUUUCCACCUAUAAACCUUUACGAGGACUCAGAAAUAGCUUUGUUAUGUUUACAGUCAUUUAAUUCGUUUCCAAAUAUUAAUGAUAAUAAUAAUAAAUUUUCUAUACAAGUAGCUGAGAAUGAAAACAAUAAUGAUCCUAUGAUAUGUUUUAUUACAUUGGAAGAGGGUUGUUAUGAAAUUGAAGAUAUUAAGCAACGAGUUAAGAAGCAAAUAGAUGACUAUAAUAGUAAAAACUUAACCAAUUUAACAUUCGACAUUACAGUUGAUCCUAACGAUUUCAGAUCGUAUAUAAAAUGUAAUGGGA
Molecule: messenger RNA, 1189 nt
Organism: Metopolophium dirhodum (rose-grain aphid)
Lineage: Eukaryota; Metazoa; Arthropoda; Insecta; Hemiptera; Aphididae
Exons: 1
Coding region: 64-804 (246 amino acids)
Source: RefSeq, a predicted model, not a curated record